GUGCACAUGAUCAUGUCUUGCCGACCAUGGAAUUUGAAUAUAAUUGAUCAGUAUGAAUGUUCAAAGGAUGUCGCUGAUCUAUUAUAUAUUGUUGUGAAUUGCUCAGCGACAACCAGAGAUGAGUGAUAUCGAGACCAAGGAAUACCUUAAAAUUGUAAAAGUGAGUUUUGAUUUAUCUCCAAAGAUAGUUCGAGCUUAUACAAGGACAAAAGUUUUAACACCAAAGUUUGAUGGAUCAAUAAUAGCUUGUUUAGAUUCCUGUACUGUAAAACAUAACAUUUAUCAUGCAUAUAAGGGUGGUGAAAGAUGUUGUGAAUGUAAUGAUCAAUAUACUAGGCCUUCCAAAUCAGCUCAGGAAUGGAUAUUUAAAAAAUUAUAUUACCAAGAUGUAAAUGCCAAGUGCAACAAAACAAAGCGUAAUUGCUUGUGUAUGCUACAUGCAAAAGAAGAUAUAACUCUUGAAGAACUUGAUCUUCCAGUUUUAUGUGUGAUUUUAGAGGGAAAUGGGGCUGCUCACCAAGAUAUUGAAAAACUGAGUAAAUUGAGAAACAAAAUUUGUCAUGUACCUAGCACUCAAUCUGUUGGUAUUGAGAAGUGUAGGGAUAUAUGGCAAACUAUGGAAAAGUCGAUCAUUGCCAUUGCACGGUUGGUGGAUCCAAAUUGGUAUGAUAUGGUAAAAGACCAGAUUAAGAAUAUACAGAAAUUUUCCUUUGAUGAUGAUGAUGUGAAAGAGUUGAAUGGAAAAGUAGAUAAAUACAUCCAGUUAGUAAAAAUUGAGUCAAUAGAGGUUAAAAAGCAUGUUUCUGCAGAAAUUGGUACUGUCAGGGAAGACUUGCAGCAAAUUAAGAAAGAGGUUAAGGAAGAGAGUCAAAAGGUGAUAGCUGCAUUGGAAGAGAAAAUUUCACCUGUGAAAGAAGAACAAGCUACUUUUAAGAGAUGUAUACAUAAUAUAGAUGGUAAGACAAAUAUUUUAUUGGAUGCAAUUAACAGUAGGAACAGAUUAGAUGCAAUAAAUAAAAGGAACAGAGAACUCCACCAGGCAUAUUACAGCCAAUUUAAUAGUUUGCCAGAAGAGAUAUACUUUAUACAUGCAUCACAUCUGUUUAGGAAUUCUGGAAUUUACUCACAUCCAUUGCAACAAACCUUAUACAGACCAGAAACCAGCUACAGACAGAUGUUUCCAUUUUCAGUGCCAGCAAAUCUAAAAGAGUUGGAAUUGGAAAUUAGAAAUCUGGUAUUUAAAAUACAGUUGAAGGGAAUUGAAGAACAUUUUGCUAUGGUUGACAUCCCUUCUCUAGCAAAUGCCACCCUUUAUGUCCAGUGGAUACUUUAUACCUGUCCAACAUUUAAGUGGAAGAUGUCUCAAGUUUUAAAGACACCAGAAAAGGAACUUUGGUAUACCCCGCCUUUGUUCAAAAUACAGAGUUUAAGCAAAGAAGAGCCAUAUAUAUUUCAUACAUCAGUAACAGGCAAAGUUUUUAACAACUGGACAGAAUUCCACAAGGCUGUUUCUUCUUUCCUGGAGCACAUUGUGACAGUAUGCAAUAUAGAAACAAAGGACAGAACAUUUGUACGUGUAGACUUCAUUCUUCUCAGUGGACCUGUGUCAGACUACAGUAAAAGGUUUUUGAAAACAGGAGAGGAGAUGAAAGAAUCAGAUGAAGACUCAAGUACAACAACAGAGAUGUCAGAUACCGUGUCAGAGUCAGAAAUGAAAAAGGCAAAAAUUAAAGCUGAUGAGGAAUCUGUAAAUGAAUGUUCAAUUGAUACGGAAACAGAAGAAGGUUUGAUAGAUACUAAGAAAACCCAGAUUUUAAUACCUCAAUGGAAGAAGGAAAUGGAGAGGAUAGAUAAAGAAAUUAGAACUGGCCAUAUUGUUGUUAGAAAAUUAGAGAAUGCAAAGGUUGGGUCUGCUGGCCAUGGCACUGAUUAUAUAAAAAUGCUGAACACAAAAUCAAGACUUGAUCAUUUGAGGAAAAGGAAACAAGUCAAAAAGAACUUAAUUAAAGCAUAUGAGAAAACACUCCAAUUGCAGGAAUCAAAAAAAGAUUUACAUAAAGAAGCAGAUGUUUUUGGUUAUAACUAUGAGAUUAUAAUGUGCUUAUCAUGUAAAACAACAAGGGAAGAAAACCUCCUGUGCUGGUGCAAAGAAUGUAGCAUGGUAUUAUGCGACUCUUGUUCAGCUGAACAUAGAAUUAGCACAAAAGAUCACACAAUAGUGUACUCCCCAAAUAUAACAUUUGGAUAUAAACUUGAGAGAAGUUUCAAAAUUGAAUCGUUACUUGGUAUGAUAGAAGAUGUAAAGUUUGUUAGUAGGGAUAAUAUAGUAAUGUUGAAUGUCUGGAAUGAACAAUUGAUUGUUUGUCACCUUGAUGGGACAAAUCAGCGAGAUAUAUCACUCAAUAUAGAAGACCUGUCAGCCGAAGCAAUGCCCAACCAAGAUCUGCAGAUGUCCCACCAAAUUGCAGUUAUUGAUGACACUAUUGUUGCGGUCAGUUUAUGUCGGUAUAGAACCGUAGUAUUAGUAGAUAUAAUAAACGGCUUAAUUACAAAGAAUAUACCAAUUGAAAGGUUAACUGGUGGAAUUGCAGUUAUGGACAAAAGGCUUUUGGUUUGUGCUGAAACAGAAGUCUUAGAAGUGAACAUAAGCAUUCAGAAUGAAGAUAAUAAUAUUGAGCCUAAACAUAUAAUGAAUGUUUCUGACACAAAGAUUUUAUUUUCUGUAGAUGAUGUGAAUCUUUGUUGUGUUCAUUACAACCAAAGAAUCUCCUGCUUCAAUAUGAAUGGACAACAGUUAAAUGCAUUCUCUACCAGUCCAUUUAACUUCCAAAGCAUGACAUUGGAUGAAGAAAAAAAUAUAUUGUUUAUGGAUGGAUCUAAUGUAAAGCAGACAAGGACAGAUGGCACAAACACAAAGACAGUUAUUACAUUACCAAAGCCAGAAGAUCAUUCCAACUCUGAAUCAACAGCCUUAUGUUGGAUGCCAGCUCGAAAGUUCAUUAUUGUCACGCGAUAUGACACUGUAUAUGUUUAUAAGAAGAUUUAAGGUAGAUUCACUGUAUACCACCAUCUUGGAUUGUAAAAUAGCAGUACAUAAUCAGUCUAGUUCUUUACCUAAACAGCAAAUUUUGAGACAGAUUUGUAAUUUAUGUGCAAGACUAUUUAAUUAUGUAAAGAUAACUUUUAUAAUAAAAAUUUUAGACUGGAGGGAUAGUGAAAUUUUCGCUUUUUACUUGUAGCAAGAAAACAAGUUCAGUGACACCAUUUUUUCUUUUUAUUUUCUUAAAGCAUAUUAUGAAACCUAUCUUCUCAUGUUUUAUUUCAAAAUUCUAUCUCAUAGAUUUCUUUUUAUUUCACAAAAAUGUGUUUUUUCAUGAACAAUCUAUGCAAAUUAAUGCAAUUUUGCAUGACUGGUAGCUUGAAAAAUAGCAUGGUGACCCAUACUUUUAAUUAUAUUUUUGAAAAAAGCAUAGUAUAAUCUUCAUUUUGAAAAGUAUAAGAACAUUCUAUCUGAGGAAAUAUAUACCAAUGAUCCACCUUAACAAAUACAAAAAUUUGAUAACCAUUGAUCUGUCUCCUACAAUUAUGAUUUUCUUGAAUGUUGAAUUUAAACAACAAUUUAAAUCAAACAGAGGGACCAAAGCAAAUGUAUGAUAUAGAGUAAUUUCCUGUUUAUUACAGUGUUAUUUAUGAGUCAGUAAUCAUUCAUCAUAUACUAUUAGAUUUUGUCUGUCAGAUAUCAGUGAAGGUUAAUCCAGAAAAUGCUUAGAACGCACAAAAUGAUACUCUGUGAUACUGUUUUUUUUAUCAUGGUUUAUCAUGUCUUCAUGCACAUUUUAUUUUUCACUUACAUUAUGGAUGACACUUUGGCAUCUAGUGGUCAUAUUAUUCUAUUGUUUACAUUUGAUAAAAAAGAAAUAAUCAUUCUAGGAUUAAUAAGAGUAUGAUUUUUUGUGAUUUUGUUUGCCAGAUAAUGACUUUUAUUACACCUUCUUCUUUGAAUAUAUAUCCAUUGGAGAGUGCCUGAAAGUUCUAUAUAGAAUAAUUAUAAUCAUUGAUGGUCAGCCCUUUUUUGGAUAGAUUUUGAAGUAUUGAGUGAGUUAGACAAUUAUUGCUUUUGCUGUGUUACUUACAUUUUGACUUACCUGAAAGUUAGUGAGUAGGUUUAUGAAAGAAUUAUUGUAAAGUGCAAAAAAAAAAAUGAAAACAACAAGUUAUAUGAAUUUAAUUCGUCUGAAGCUCUUUUCUGGAUUUACCUUCAUCAGAGUGUACAUCAAAGAAGGUUCUUUGACCUUAUUUUAUACUCUGGUCAGCUUUCAAUUACUAUAAGUAAUAAAUGAGAUAUGAUUUGGUCAAUUGAUAGAUGUAAAUGUCUGUGUGACAGAGUGUACUUGAUCACAACCUUUUUUAUUGGUUUAAUCAUUAGUCUAAAUAGAUCUUUUUAAUUAGUUCUGUAAUAAAGUUCAAGUAGUAACAGACCAAUUAUAUUUCAUCUCUAAAACAUUGUUAGGUAUAUAUGUCAAUUUGACAGAGAAGGUUAUAUCAAAAACAAUGUAAUUUUGAAAGCUUAGGACAUUUGAUAAAUGUAGGUUUGCCAUGACAUCAUUGAUUUCAACAUAUUAUACUUUCAGAAUCAAUAAAAAGGGUGCAAUGAUACUACAUGGGUUUGAAUGUUUUGUAGCAUGAAUUUAUUUACACUGUAUACAUGAUUUUAAUGUAUUUGUAUGUGUCUUAUUUGACACAAAGAUCUAAAAAAAUGUUACAGUGUAUUAGUAUAAAUGUACUAAAAGUAUUAUAUUUGUAAACAGAUAAUUUGAUAGAUAAAAAAGUGUUAAGAAAACAGCAACAAUAGUUAACUGUAAGUUUCUUGUAAGUUUAAGAUAUAAAACAUUAGUAUUUCAUGAUAAAGUAACUGCUGAUAGAGAAUGACACCAAUAUAGCUUUCUGCUUUGAAUUUGGUUGCAUUAGUAGUCUAAAAUACAUUUUUCAAACAGUAAAAGAUUUGGGAAACGGACGAAAGUCAGAGGACAAAAAGUCACAGGACAGAAAGUCACAAAUUUGAUAGGACAAAAAGUCACAAAUAAUUUGUAUACAAUAUUUGAAUAUUCAAGAGAAAGAUCUUGAAAAAUUUACUUUUUAUUAAAUAUAUUCAUUUUACAGUUUAGGAAAUAGUUCAUUGGACUAGAUAAAUGAAGAUUUAUUAAAUUUGAAUCAUGCAAAGGAUAUAUUUCUUGGCACCAUGAAGCCGUUUAAGUACAAAGCCACUUUGACAUUUUGUUUUCUUAACAAUUGUUUGAUCAUUAUUGAUAUUUUUUUAAUCAAUUUUGUUUACCAAGUAGCUUUAUAUAAAAAAGUUCAAGAAAAAUACAAAAAUGUUUUUUUUUAAAAUAAGUGUUUUCUUGUUCAAAGAAACAUAAUUUCAAACUGAAUUGUGACUUUUUGUCUGUGACUUUUUGUCCUGUGACUUUCUGUCCUACAUUCAAAGAUUUCCCUCCAUCAGGUUUGAUAUGCUAAUAGAUGCAACACGUUCCAACAAUCCACUGUAGUUUUAAUACAGAGUAUUACUUAACAAAAUAUCAUCCUUGUUCACUGUUUUAGAUUUCCCAUACAUAAAUUUCAAAUGGUUAGAUUCAAAGUCACAUUUGUUUACCUCUUUGUAUAUUUUUACUUAAAACAACAAAAUAUACUUUGUUGUGAUUUAAAUUUUUUAUGAAAAAUAUUUAUUAUUGACAUAGUAAUUUUAUUUAUUUUACAUAUUUAUUUUCACUUUAUUUUUUACAUUUAGAAGAUUUUUAUAUUAAAAAUGAUGAAUUUGAUUUUAUUUUUUUAAUUAAGUGUUUAUAUUUGAUUGACCAAGUUUUACACCAAUAAAGUCCCAAAUACUAUAGUUUAAGAUGGAGAUACAUAAAAAAUUAUGUUGAGAAAAUGACCUUCUAGAUUUAAUAUGUAUCAAGUUUUUGUUAUUAUGACUUAUAAAAUUAAAACAAAUAAAAUUAUAUUUUCAUCUUUUCGUGUACAAAAUGUAUUACUUAGUCAUAAUCCUGAUUUGUUAGUAUUCAUAAUUAGUUCAGUUAUUAAGUUCUACUAGUAUCAGACCUAUUAUAUUUGGUCUCUAAAAAAGUGUUAGGCAUAUAUAUUUCAACAUGACAGAGAAGGCUAUUUCAAAAGUCCUUUAAUUGUAAAAUUGUAUGACAUUUGAUAAAUGUAGUUUGACCAUGACAUCAUUGAUUUCAAAAUAUUAUUCUGUCUUAAUCAAUUAAAUAGGUGCAAUGAUACUGCUGCUUGCCAACAUGUAUCAUAUUUUCACGUCUGGGCCUUUUAUAGCCGACCAUAUGGUAUGGGUUAUUUCUCAUUGUUGAAGGCCUUACGGUUGUCUAUAAUUGCUUACAUCCACUUCAUUUGAACUGUGGUGGAUAGUUGUCUCAUUGGCAAUCAUACCACAUCUCCUUAUUUUUAUAUGGGUUUGAAUAUUGUAACAUGUUUGUAGAUGAAUUUAUUGGUACUGUUAAUGUUAUUACAUUAUAUGCAUAAUUUUAAUAUGUUUGUAAUAAUAAAACUUUGUAUGUGUCUUAUAUUAUUUUAGUAAAAAGUAUAUAUUAA
Molecule: messenger RNA, 6600 nt
Organism: Mytilus californianus (California mussel)
Lineage: Eukaryota; Metazoa; Mollusca; Bivalvia; Mytilida; Mytilidae
Exons: 16
Coding region: 119-3046 (975 amino acids)
Molecular function (GO): zinc ion binding
Source: RefSeq, a predicted model, not a curated record